UUUAUUUAUACCCCAUUUGCACUUGCACCCUAGUUCCAUUCUCUUCUCUUCCAUUACUUCCUCUUCUCCUCAUGUGAGGUGUAUUUAGCAACUAGUUUAAAUAAAGAAAAAUAUUAUAACACUUUCACUCAUUUAGUGCUUUUAGCUUUUACCAAAUAGGUAUGAGUUGCAACGGUUGCCGUGUCCUUAGAAAGGGUUGUAGUGAGUCAUGUAUCUUACGCCCUUGUAUUCAAUGGAUCGAUACCCCUGAAGCUCAAGGUCAUGCCACUGUCUUUGUAGCCAAAUUUUUCGGCCGUGCUGACCUUAUGUCUUUCAUUUCCAACGUCCCUCUACCACAAAGACCUGCUUUGUUUCAAUCUUUGUUGUUUGAAGCGUGUGGAAGAACCGUGAACCCCGUUAACGGUGCUGUCGGACUUUUGUGGACAGGAAACUGGCACGUGUGUCAAGCAGCGGUUGAAACGGUGCUUCGUGGCGGAACCCUUAAACCCUUACCGGAGUUUCUCGGUUUAGAUGCUCUUGCCUCCACCGUUGAUGACUCGUCUGAAGGUGAAGUCACGUGCAACGACGCGCGGAAGAUCCGAGAUCCGAACCCGAAAGUCCGGUUCAUGAGUUCUGGUGGUAAACGCAAGCGAUCAGGCGGUGAAGUUUUGAAGCUUCCGGCGACGACUGAUCUUAAUCUCCGGUUGACGCCGCAGAGCACGUUGACCAACGGAUGCCGGAAGGAAAUUCGCCGUCCGGGAACACCGUCGAUGAAUUCUGAGGAAUCUGUGACGACGGUGACGUGCUUGGAAAGUGGGAUCGGAGAAGAUAAUUACGUUCACGACGGAGACCGCAAAGUUCUCAACCUUUUUGUUUGAGAAUUUUAUUUUUCUUUUUGAGAUUCGUGUUUUUUGUUUAAGGAUCGUGCAAUUAAGUUACUCGCACGCUAUUUUUGUCUUUUUUUUUAGUGUUGUUUCACCGGCAAUGAAACCCGGUGAGAUUUUGUAACACACCGACACAGGAUUUUUCUCUGGUUUUUGAUAAACAGGGAGAAAGAUGAGAGUUCGUCGGUGAUGAUUUUUCCUUUUUUUUUUUUGAACUAUCAAACAUGUUACAAUGAACUAUAAAGGUGUGACAUGAAUAUUAUAUAAUUAAAUCCUAAGAAGAAACAUAUUUUUAUUUUCUGUU
This is a messenger RNA of Medicago truncatula (barrel medic), 1167 nucleotides long. RefSeq names its product LOB domain-containing protein 39. Gene Ontology annotation, biological process: regulation of gene expression. The coding region runs from base 162 to 857 and encodes 231 amino acids. The transcript has 2 exons. NCBI's taxonomy places the organism in Eukaryota, Viridiplantae, Streptophyta, Magnoliopsida, Fabales, Fabaceae. The record is from RefSeq and is a predicted model, not a curated record.